CCCUGGCUCGGAACCGCGGUAGCGCCGGCGCCGAGCCCUGAGCUCGGCCAUGCAGGCGGCUCAGCCCCCGCCGUCCGGCGGUUCAUCCUCCGCCGCCUCCUCCGACACCGCCGCCGCCACAGCCGAUUCCUCCGGGGCGUCAGGCGGCGCCGAGCCCGAGUGGGGACCGCCGCUGCCGCCGCCUCCGCUGGGCCGCCGCCACAGCAAGCGCUUCACUGGCCUCAAGCUCUUCGGGCGCAGACUCCACCUGCCCCACAAAGGUGUCUUCCCUUGUCUCCAGGGCAGCCAGCCCGGCCGAUGGGGAUCCAGGAGGAUAAAGCACUGGCCAGCGGUGUAUAACCACCAGCCAGAUGCAAUGGAAACCUUUUUUAGGCGGCACUUUGGGCGGAAAGGGCUGCGGCGCACCAGCGUGGUGGCUGUGCCCACGGGCAAGGCCAGGCGUCGCUCCCAGGUGGGGCUGCCCUCCACCUCGCUAGCCCAGUGCCGCCGUGGCUCAGGCGUCCCGGCAGCAUCCCUCUCCUGCCUGGGCUUGGUCCGGCGUCCCGGCACUCGUCGCCGCUCCAGCACCACGCCGCCCUGCCUCAGCCCCAGGUUUGCAGUGCAGAAGAAGCGCGGGGGCCAGGCACAAGCCAUUGAUACCCAGCUGCUGGGUCCCACUGUCCUCCUGGCCAGCCUCAUUCCCACGGGACAGGAGGGGGACAGGGCUCACUGCACCGACAGCUCCAGAUCUGAGUCUCCAGAAGACGGUGGUGCAGCAUCUGAGCAGGGCCAGCACGAGCCUUGUGCUGAGGAGACGUGGCUGGCCAUGCUGCCCCAGCUGCGGCCGCUGCAGGCAGGGCUGCUGUCGCGGGGCCCCCGCUGCCUGCGGCGCGCUUCCUCCCACCGCCUGCCCACCGAGGUCAUGUACGGCCGGGCUGCCUACGGCCUGCCAGGCCGCUACCGCCGCCUUAGCCAGCGCCGGCGCUCCAGCGACGCCCCUCAGCCUGGGCUGCUCCCCUCUGGCCGCCCACGGCUGCUGGCCCAGCGCUGUGCCCGAGUGGCUGGAACCGGGUGCCCCUCUGCCACCCUCGUCGAGGGUUUGGGACCGGAGCCCACGUGCCACACCACCCCGGACGGCUGGAGCCCCCGGCUGCUGAAAGCUAUUGCCAAAUCCAGUCUCCAGCACAUGGUAGCCCAGCCAAACCCGGCACUAGCCAUGAGGAACGACUCGGAGAGGCAGAUACGCAGCACUGUGGAUUGGAGCGAGGCUGCAGUCUAUGGGGAGCACAUCUGGUUUGAGACCAAUGUCUCUGGGGACUUCUGCUACGUUGGGGAACAAAACUGUAUGGCAAAGCUUCUGCAAAAACCUCUCUCCAGGCGUAAAUGUGCAGCCUGCAAGAUCGUAGUGCAUACACCCUGCAUUGAACAGCUGGAGAAAAUAAAUUUCCGCUGCAAACCUUCCUUCAGGGAGUCAGGAUCCCGGAACAUACGGGAGCCCAUUGUUGUCCGACAUCACUGGGUGCACCGGAGGCGGCAGGAAGGGAAAUGCCGGCAGUGUGGCAAGGGUUUUCAGCAGAAGUUUGCCUUCCACAGCAAAGAGAUUGUAGCCAUCAGCUGUUCCUGGUGCAAACAAGCGUAUCACAGCAAAGUAUCAUGUUUCAUGCUGCAACACAUUGAAGAGCCCUGCUCACUGGGGGCUCAUGCUGCUGUCGUUGUUCCUCCUACCUGGAUUUUGCGGGUCCGACGGCCCCAGAAUCCAAUGAAAUCCAGUAAGAAGAAGAAGAGGACAUCAUUCAAACGGAAAUCCAGCAAAAAGGGGGCCGAGGAAGGGAGGUGGAAGCCCUUUGUCAUCAAGCCCAUGCCAGCUCCUCUCAUGAAGCCCUUGCUGGUGUUUGUGAAUCCCAAGAGUGGUGGGAAUCAGGGAUCCAAGAUCAUCCAAUCCUUCAUGUGGUAUCUCAACCCACGGCAAGUUUUUGACCUCAGCCAGGGUGGACCCAAGGAGGCGCUGGAGCUGUACCGAAAAGUCCACAACCUGCGGAUCCUGGCAUGCGGGGGAGACGGCACAGUGGGCUGGAUACUCUCAAUUCUGGACCAGUUACGCAUCAACCCACCUCCUCCUGUGGCCAUCCUACCUUUGGGGACAGGGAACGACUUGGCCAGAACACUGAACUGGGGUGGGGGUUACACAGAUGAGCCUCUGUCCAAGAUCCUAUCACAUGUGGAAGAUGGGAACAUAGUGCAGCUUGAUCGCUGGAAUCUCCAUGUGGAGCCAAACCCUGACGCAAACCCUGAGGAAAAGGAUGAGGCAGCUGCUGACAAGCUCCCUUUGGAUGUCUUUAAUAACUACUUCAGCCUUGGCUUUGAUGCACGGGUGACACUGGAGUUCCACGAAUCCCGAGAGGCCAACCCAGAGAAGUUCAACAGCCGGUUUCGGAAUAAAAUGUUCUAUGCUGGGACAGCCUUCUCCGACUUCCUCACCGGGAGCUCCAAAGACUUGGCGAAGCACGUCAGGCUGGUUUGUGAUGGGACAGACCUGACCCCCAAGAUUCAGGACCUGAAGCCCCAGUGUCUGGUCUUCCUUAACAUCCCAAGGUACUGUGCAGGCACCAUGCCCUGGGGCAACCCUGGGGAGCACCAUGACUUCGAGCCCCAGCGCCACGAUGAUGGCUGCAUUGAAGUUAUCUGCUUCACCAUGACGUCGCUGGCUGCCUUGCAAGUUGGUGGCCAUGGGGAGCGGCUCUGUCAGUGCCGGCAAGUGGUUCUCACCACAUCCAAGGCCAUCCCCAUGCAGGUAGAUGGAGAGCCCUGCAAGCUGGCAGCUUCCUGCAUCCACAUCUCUCUGCGCAACCAAGCCAACAUGCUGCAGAAGACCAAGCGGCGCAACUCCAUGCCUCUGCUCAAUGACCAGCAGCCAGUGCCCGAGCGGCUGCGGAUCCGGGUGAGCCGAAUCAGCAUGCGUGACUAUGAGGCACUGAACUAUGACAAGGAAAAGCUCAAGGAAGCCUCUGUGCCACUAGGGAUCAUCGUGGUUCCAGGAGACAGUGACCUGGAGUUGUGCCGGACCCAAAUUGAGAAGCUGCAGGAGGAGGGAGAUGGAGCCAAGCCAAAGACACUGUCAUUCCAGAAACUGUCACCUAAGUGGUGCUUCCUAGACUCAACCACGGCCGAUCGUUUUUACAGGAUAGACCGUGCACAGGAACACCUCAACUAUGUGACAGAGAUCUCUCAGGACGAGCUCUAUGUGCUGGAUCCAGAGCUAGUGGUCACUCAGACUGUGAGCACUUCUCCUGCCAUGCCUGACCUCGUGGACUCAUCUGCCACACCUCCUGGGCACCAUUUUGCAUUUCCCUCCUCUUCCUCCUCUCCUCCCUCCUCUCCUGCCCCCAGUGCUGAGCCUGAACGUUGCCUCCCACAUAAAGAUGACCUGCUGAUAGAAGCUGCCAAGAGCGGCAACUUCAGCAAGUUUCAAGAGCUGCACCGAGCUGGAAGAGACCUGAUGGUGCGAGACUCCUCAGGCCAGACUGUCCUCCACCAUGCUGUCAAAUCGGGAAGCAAGGACAUCGUCAAAUACAUCAUAGAGAAUGCUCCUUCAGAAAUCCUUGAUGCCACAGAGGAGGAGAAUGGUGAAACCAGCUUGCACCAGGCUGCAGCCUUACGCCAGCGCACUAUCUGCCACUACAUCGUGGAGGCCGGGGCCUCGCUCAUGAAGACAGACUUGCAGGGAGACACCCCGAAGCACCGUGCUGAGAAAGCCAAUGACCCUGACUUAGCUGCCUACCUCGAGAACCGACAGCACUACCAGAUGAUCCAGCGGGAGGACCAGGAGACAGCUGUGUAGUGCUUGGCGUGCCUUAGCCCAAGCCAGCUCAUGCAGGAUGAGAAGAGGACAAUGCCAACUGGCAGAGCUGUAUCUGGCCCAACCCUACCCAGAUGCCAACCUGGUUCCUGGAGAUGGAUUCGGAAGUGCUCUGCCCCAGGCUGGGCUGGGACUCUGUUUAUGAGGACAAUGGAUAUUUCAGACUUGAAGCCUGAUUCUCUGUGUGUCCACCCCUUCACCUCUCAUUCACCACAUUCCCUGCCCUAGGUGGGCUUUAUCCCCCAGCCAUGUUGAAGCCCCCAGUCACCCUUGUUCGUGGGAGUAAUGCCAAUGCCCCCUCCACAGGCUCCUACCUAUGAUCCUUGUGGGAUAUCAUUGCUUAGCCCCUCUCAUUCUGCUGGCAGUGCCCCUCUUUUAGGUGCUUGGCUAGAUUUGUGUCCUGUUCCUCCUCUCCUGUCUGGCACAGCUGUGGGAGCUGCAUGGACAGACUGCAGAGGCUGUGAGCCGCAGACCUUGCCCCAAAGGAAGCGCCACAACUUACUGGCCCUACCUUCUCCUCCCUUCUGGGGCUGCACCCCAUCUGUGUGUUGCCCUACCCAGAGCCUUCUGCAGCAGGAGGGAAGUCACUUGUGCAGCCAGUCUUUCCUCAGAGCAUAUGGGCCUGGUGCAGCUGGAAGUAGGGCAAGAGGUGCCCUCCUGAUGGGCCUUUAGUGUUCAGCCAGCAGUCUAACUCAGGGCUGGGAUGGCAUGGAGGAAGGCUACCAAUCCCUCCCACCACACUUCUCUCCACGGGGUUGGGUAGAACAGUUUGCACACCUGCUCUGCUGAGCAUCUCUUUGUGAGCCCACUGCAGGAUGGUGGAGAGCUGCACUCAACUGGGGCAGUGGCAGCAGUGAUGCCCAUUAUAUUUCCCAAAUACUGACUUGGAUUCAGCUGCCCUCCCUGCUUCAGUUUCCCCCUUAAUUCUAGACUUUGCACGGGGCUGGUCAGGCAGUGCUGGGGUCAGUGCUGCUCUCAGGGAUCCCCUCCUGCCCCCCAACCUGGCAACAUGCAUCCUUUUAGUCUGACUCCUGCUAUUCCCCGAACUGGGCACAGGGCUUUGCAGAGAAAACUUGAGAGCUCACCCAGCUGAGUUAAAACUCACCUGGGUUGACCAUGAGCUCAUUCUUUCCAGUUUUAGCAGAAAGAGGAAUUUGGAUUCAUAGGAACCACCAGUGCUCCUCACCCUGAGUUAUGCCUGCAAUGGAAUAGAAUUUUACCAACCGCCUGCCAUGGGGCAUGAGGCACCACAAUCCAUCUCCCCUGUUGAUCUGUGAGUGCUCGAUGCUGAGACAUCAAGCCAGGCCUUCAGCAAGGCUUUUGCAGAUCUGAGUCCCUGAGACCAGGAGGUGCCCACAGAGAAGGAAAACUGAUGGCUCUGAGGCUAGCAGACCUGCUUGGCACUUUUGGAUGGGCAGUGGUCGUGAAGGGGGUUGCUGUUUGCAGCUUGGCUCCAGGAGAGGAUACUGCUGCUGUCGUGUGUGGUCUGUGGAGUCCCUCUGUGCUCACACGCAGCUGUGCCCACUGGGUAGUGCUGGGAGGCACUGUUUGAAUCCCUCCUAGUACCAAGAAAAGGGUAUGAGGAUACUGUAGGGGACCAGAAUACCCUUCAGACUUUCUUCCCAGGGGCAUCCUUGAAGGAUGGGGGAUUCUGUACUUGGGAACAGAGGUGCAGGGCAGUGCAGGGUGCCAGGGGUCAGUGGCAGUACUGGCAGCUAAUAAUGAUAGCAUACUAAUGCAUCGACAGCUGGGGCACUCCAGGAGUUCCUGGAGUUCUCAUCAGCACUGCUGGCAGGCCACUGACAAGGCACUGUCAUCUGAGGUCCACACCACUGCUGCCCCAGACAGGAUGCCCAACUUGGCCCAGAGGCAUUUAGAGCCUCAGCUUUCCCCUUCCUCCCUUAUAGUUUUUGUACAGGUAGUUGAGAGACACACUGUCCCUUUCCCUGCCUGGCCCCUCCAUGCACCUGUGAGCAGAGUUGCUGUGCAAUUCCAAGCCUGCUUAUAUUUUGGUGAAGAAGGAGGGGGUGUUGAUCGCCAUGCCCCCUGAGGGCAGGGGUUCUGUGCAAUACCUGGGUCUGUGUUUCUUAGACGCUGUUGUAGGACUGUAUUUUUGUAGCUAUGUGAGGGUGUUGGCUACAGCCGGCCCAGGGCCUGGCAUGAGCCUGUGUUCCCAUUGCUUUUGAACUUUGACUGUUUGGAUGUUGUUGUUUCUUGCCAUUGAAAUAAAGAGAUUGAUGUUUUA
Molecule: messenger RNA, 6080 nt
Organism: Poecile atricapillus (Black-capped chickadee)
Lineage: Eukaryota; Metazoa; Chordata; Aves; Passeriformes; Paridae
Gene: DGKZ
Product: diacylglycerol kinase zeta
Exons: 33
Coding region: 50-3817 (1255 amino acids)
Biological process (GO): regulation of synaptic transmission, glutamatergic; diacylglycerol metabolic process; intracellular signal transduction
Cellular component (GO): nucleus
Molecular function (GO): ATP-dependent diacylglycerol kinase activity; protein binding
Source: RefSeq, a predicted model, not a curated record